CAUGAAUAUGCAAUAAAUAUAUUAAAUAAUACUCCAAAGCAAUCGAUGCAAAGAUAUUCUGAAGUAGUAACUAUACAGGAACAAGGUCUAAAAGCCAAAAACAUGCAAAAUUUUGACGGUCUUCAAACCGGCACAGGACAGCUUCCAAAAGGUCACAAAGUGCUAAAAACAGAAGCUAG
Messenger RNA from Racocetra fulgida, 179 nucleotides. The record is from the annotation of a GenBank genome assembly. NCBI's taxonomy places the organism in Eukaryota, Fungi, Glomeromycota, Glomeromycetes, Diversisporales, Gigasporaceae.